This is a messenger RNA of Cyprinus carpio (common carp), 3274 nucleotides long. It is a transcript of the gene lrrc1, whose product is annotated as leucine rich repeat containing 1. Gene Ontology annotation, cellular component: postsynaptic density; adherens junction; postsynaptic membrane. Gene Ontology annotation, molecular function: protein binding. NCBI's taxonomy places the organism in Eukaryota, Metazoa, Chordata, Actinopteri, Cypriniformes, Cyprinidae. Gene Ontology annotation, biological process: neurotransmitter receptor transport postsynaptic membrane to endosome; neurotransmitter receptor transport, endosome to postsynaptic membrane. The record is from RefSeq and is a predicted model, not a curated record.
GCCGGUGGGAUUCGUGACGUCAGUCUGGAAUGAGGGAGUGAAUGUUCCGGGUCAGAAACUCCGGGAUCAGAAAAACGCCAAAUAAACGCUACUAAACAGACAUGUAACCGCUUACAAGAGCGAUAAGGCACACUUCUCAGCCUCUCAGUAAAGAUGUCGCGAAAAAGGUGAAAAAGCGGAAAGAAAACUCCAGGGAAGCAGAAGUGGAGCGCGACGGUUUUAUUCCAUGUUUCGUUCGCGUCGGAGAUCGCUCGAUUGUAUGCGACACUAGUUGCGCUCUUUCACCGUUACUAGUUUCUCCGGCUUGUUUGUUUGAGUUUUGAUUGCUGUGGCAACUUUUCCAGCAGUACGGAUUUGUCUAGGGCUAGGAUCAGCGUCCCGUGAUGUUUCACUGUAUCCCUCUGUGGCGGUGCAGCCGUCACAUCGAGUCGAUCGAUAAGCGCCACUGCUCGCUGCUCUUCGUCCCGGACGAGAUCUAUCGCUACAGAGCGAGUUUGGAAGAGCUUCUACUGGACGCCAACCAGCUCCGGGAUUUGCCCAAGCCAUUUUUCAAUUUGACUAAGUUGAGAAAACUUGGCCUAAGUGACAAUGAGAUCCAGCGGCUGCCGGGGGAUAUAGCCAACUUUAACCAGCUCGUAGAGCUAGACAUCUCUCGAAAUGACAUUAUGGAACUCCCUGAAAGCAUUUCAUAUUGUAAAACCCUCCAAGUAGCAGAUUUUAGUGGAAAUCCUUUGACAAGAUUGCCAGAAAGUUUUCCGGAAUUACGGAGUUUAACAUGCCUUUCCAUCAAUGACAUUUCUUUACAAUCACUUCCAGACAACAUUGGAAACCUCUCUAACUUGGUAUCACUGGAACUCCGAGAGAACUUGCUGACUUAUUUGCCAGAGUCUCUGUCUCAACUUCAUAAACUUGAAGAACUGGAUGUAGGAAGCAAUGAACUGUAUAAUUUGCCCGAGACAAUAGGCUGUCUUGUCAGUCUGAAAGACCUGUGGCUGGAUGGAAACCAGCUGUCUGAAAUACCACCGGAACUGGGGAGUAUGAGAAGCCUUACAUGUCUGGAUGUAUCCGAGAACAAGUUAGAGCGCCUCCCAGAGGAGAUGGGAAACCUCCUCUCCCUCACUGACCUCCUGGUGUCCCAGAACCUCAUAGAUGUGCUGCCGGAGGGCUUAGGUAAACUAAGACUGCUUUCAAUAUUGAAAGCAGAUCAAAACCGAUUAGUCCAACUCCCGGAGAGCAUAGGCAACUGUGAAAGCCUGACAGAACUAGUGCUGACAGAAAACCAGCUGGUGAAUUUGCCAAGAAGUAUGGGAAAACUAAAGAAACUGUCCAACUUCAACUGUGAUAGGAAUCGACUAACGUCUUUACCAAAAGAGAUCGGCGGCUGCUGCAGUCUGAAUGUUCUGUGUGUGAGAGAGAACCGUCUGGCGCGCAUCCCUCCCGAGCUCUCGCAGGCUACAGAGCUGCAUGUGCUCGACGUUUCUGGAAACAGACUGCUGUACCUGCCCUUGACCCUGACCUCUCUACGACUCAAAGCUCUCUGGCUGUCAGAGAACCAGUCUCAGCCCCUGCUCACCUUCCAGACGGACGUGGACCCCGAGUCUGGAGAGAAGGUCCUGACCUGUGUACUGUUGCCUCAGCAGCCCUGUGAAUCGGAAAACAAAGGUUCCGAUAACCUUGCCCGCUGUGGUGCUCUGGAGAGUCUGGUGGAGAGCGGCAUGCUGGAUGACACCUGGGAUGACAAAGCCACAAACAGAAUGAGCACCAUCCGUUUCAUGGAGGAGGAUGAUGAUGAGGAUGAUGAAGAGAGAACACUGUUGCGGCGGGCCACGCCACACCCAGGCGAGCUGAAGAACAUGAAGAAGGUGGCCGAGAGCAUCCGAAAGGACAUGAACGCCGCCAAAGGCCUGGAUUCCAACAAAAACGAGGUCAAUAAUGCUGUGGACCGAGUGACCACGUCUGUGUGACUGCUGUAACUCUGAGAUGUCUCUUACCCAGUGUGUCUGUCCCUGAAGCCCCCGCAGAGCCAUUCCUCACUGUGUUCUCCCAGGGGCUGACCACCCUUUUGCUGUCCUGGGACCACCAGAGCCCCUUUUCCAGCCCUGCUAACUUCAUCCGCUCCUGCCCUGUGUCAGGGAUGAGUCCUCAUUACACGGUGCCUUCUUUUCUAAAGACCUCCAGAGCAAAGGAAUGCACGUUUUUACUCUUCAAAUCCAGUGCUUUUCUUUGACACACAAAAUAGUUAGUUGCACUACAAGUCUUAUCAUAAAUCUGUCAAGAACCUUUAAUAUAGAAAUAUGAAUUUUAUAUAUAUAUAUAUAUAUAUAUAUAUAUAUAUAUAUAUAUAUAUAUAUAUAUAUAUAUAUAUAUAUAUAUAUAUAUAUAUAUAUAUAUAUAUAAAUAAUAUGCUCUAUUUUUUUAUUUUCGAACACUGGGUGCAUUUCUUUCUUUUGGUGAUACACGGAACCCAGGUGUUUUUGGACCUACUGAUUUUAAAAAUUAUUGUAUAGUUUCUUGUGAAUAUUGAGACUUUUGUACGUGUGGCAGCUCAGGUGGUGUAAAUUUUAGAAACAAACAAACAAACAAAAAAAAGAUGCAUAUCCAUUUUCUUAAUCAAUGAACUUUCCCAUCGCUUGGACUUAAUUUUAGAAUUAAAAGCAUUCGAACAAAGUGACAGAUUUUUAAUGUCAUACACAGUUCAUUCUUAUCUAAACAUGAGGGGGCAGCUUUGUAUUUGAUUUUCAGGUUUUUCUUCAUAACCCAUGCAGUUUUCAGUGUGUGUAAAGAAUGUUUUGUACUAAAAGUUAAUUAAAAGGGCUAAUACGGUUCUGGACCGUGAGCUGAAACACUCCCGACAUGUGGACCGACAAACUGGAGCUGAUAUUACUUAAGUAAGCAGACUUCUGCCGCAGUUUAAAUGUGCUUCCAGCUUUUUAAAAAGCAGAUACAAUAAAACUCUUGUAAUUAAGGUAAGGGUAGUUAGUUAUUAUCUUCUGCUUUGGUUUAGGUGAGCAGUUUUUCCCUCCAAGUGCCAGAAUGCACUUUUACAAGCAAUGCUAUCAAUUUUUUAUUUUUUAAUAUAUGUAUAUGGUACACUACGGACUUCAUUUUACAUUGUAUGUUUUCAUUUGUAUUCCAAGAAAGACAUGGUUUUUAAUGUUGAUUUUGAUCUUUUAUUUCUUGUAAAUGAAGCUGCACAAAAAACAAUCUUAAACGGGCGUAGUUUCUGGGCCGUUUAUGACUUUAACCACUGAAAUAAUAAAAUGAUUUCAUGAAA